Molecule: messenger RNA, 2531 nt
Organism: Cucumis melo (muskmelon)
Lineage: Eukaryota; Viridiplantae; Streptophyta; Magnoliopsida; Cucurbitales; Cucurbitaceae
Product: subtilisin-like protease SBT5.4
Exons: 11
Coding region: 1-2325 (774 amino acids)
Biological process (GO): proteolysis
Molecular function (GO): serine-type endopeptidase activity
Source: RefSeq, a predicted model, not a curated record
AUGGGGGCUUUCAAUCUCUCUCCAUUGCUUCUUUCAUUCCUUCUUUUUGCUUUGUUUCAAACAUCCACCAUUGCAACCAAGAAGUCUUAUAUUGUUUAUUUGGGAUCACAUUCACAUGGGUUGAAUCCUUCUUCAAUUGAUGCUCAAAUUGCAACAGAAUCUCACUAUAAUUUGCUUGGAUCCUUGUUGGGAAGCAAUGAAGAAGCUAAGGAAGCAAUUUUCUACUCAUACAAUCGACACAUCAAUGGCUUUGCAGCUGUGGUAGAUCAGAAAGUUGCUGAAGAUUUAGCAAAACACCCUGAUGUGGUAUCAGUACUUGAAAACAAAGGAAGAAAACUUCACACAACAAAUUCAUGGAGCUUUCUUGGAGUUGAGAGUAAUGGUGUAAUUCCUUCAAACUCCAUUUGGAAUCUUGCAAGUUUUGGUGAAUCUACAAUCAUUGGCAAUCUUGACACAGGUGUUUGGCCAGAAGCAAAGAGCUUCGAUGAUAAAGAAUAUGGACCUAUCCCAUCAAGGUGGAAGGGAAGUUGUGAAGGUGGCUCCAACUUUCAGUGCAACAGGAAGCUAAUUGGAGCAAGGUAUUACAACAAAGGAUAUGCAGAAAUUGCAGGACCUCUAAACUCAAGCUAUGAAUCUGCAAGGGACCAUGAAGGCCAUGGAACACACACAUUAUCAACAGCAGGAGGCAAUUUUGUUCCAAAUGCCAAUUUAUUUGGGUAUGGUAAUGGCACUGCAAAAGGAGGUUCCCCUAAAGCCCUUGUUGCUGCCUAUAAAGUUUGUUGGCCAAAACUGUGGUUGUUUGGUGAGUGCUUUGACGCAGACAUUCUUGCUGGCUUUGAAGCUGCCAUUGCUGAUGGAGUUGAUGUUCUAUCUGUUUCACUUGGUGGAGAUCCAUCUGAUUUUGGCCAAGAUUCAAUAGCUAUAGGAUCAUUUCAUGCAGUUCAAAAUGGUAUUACUGUUGUUUGUUCUGCUGGAAACUCUGGCCCAGCUCCUGGAACUGUUUCUAAUGUUGCACCCUGGAUUAUAACUGUGGGAGCUAGCACUGCUGACCGGCUUUAUACGAAUUAUGUUGCAAUCGGAGACAAGAGGCACUUCAAGGGUGCAAGUCUUUCUGAAAAAGGAUUGCCAGUUCAGAAGUUCUAUCCAUUGAUCAACUCUGUAGAUGCAAAAGUCCAAAAUUUCUCAAACAAAUACGCGCAACUAUGUGAAAUAGAGUCUCUUGAUCCUGAAAAGGUAAAAGGGAAGAUUGUAGUUUGCCUUAGAGGAGACAAUGCAAGAACGGAAAAAGGUUAUGUGGUUGCUAAAGCAGGUGGUGUUGGAAUGAUUCUUGCUAAUGCUGAGGAAAAUGGGGAUGACAUUUCGGCUGAUGCACAUUUGCUUCCUGCUUCUCAUAUUACCUAUUCUGAUGGUCAAUUAGUCUACCAAUACAUCAACUCUACCAAAAUUCCAAUGGCUUACCUGACGCACCCAAGAACAGAGUCAGGAGUCAAACCAGCACCGAUUAUGGCUUCAUUCUCGUCAAGGGGUCCCAACUCAAUCGAUCCAUCAAUACUCAAGCCAGAUAUAACAGCACCAGGUGAGAAUAUAUUAGCAGCUUAUAGUGAAGAUGGAUCACCAUCAGGGCUAUAUUUCGAUAAACGUAGAGUGCCAUUUAAUGUUGAAUCUGGGACUUCUAUGUCAUGCCCUCAUGUUUCUGGAAUUGUUGGUCUUCUCAAAACACUUUAUCCUAAAUGGAGUCCUGCUGCUAUUAGAUCUGCUAUCAUGACCACAGCUGGAACAAAAGCCAAUGACUUGAAUCCAAUACUAAGCACAAAGCAAGAGAAAGCAAACGAAUGGGCAUAUGGUGCAGGCCAUGUUCGUCCAAACAAAGCAGCAGAUCCAGGCCUUGUUUAUGAUCUUUCCACUGAAGACUAUUUGAAUUACUUAUGUGCUCUAGGCUACAAGAUAAAACAAAUCAAACAAUUCUCCAAUGACACUUCAUUCGUUUGUUCAAAAUCAUUCAAAAUAACCGAUCUCAACUACCCGUCGAUCUCAAUUCCAAAUUUGGAGUCAGAUGUUGCUUUGAAGAUCAAAAGGAGACUGAAGAAUGUGGGAAGUCCAGGCACAUAUGUUGUUCAAGUCAAUGCGCCAUUAGGGGUUUCGGUUUCGGUUGAGCCAACUAGUUUGAAGUUUACUGGAAUUGAUGAAGAGAAGAGUUUUCGAGUUGUGUUGAAAAGUAACGUGCCUAAUGGUUUUCAUCCAGAGUAUGUGUUUGGGAAACUAGAAUGGUCCGAUGGGAAUAACCAUCGUGUUAGAAGUCCGAUUGUAGUGAAAUUAGGUAAAUGAUCAUUUGGGUUGAGUUGGAUCAAGUCAUGAUCGGACAAGUUUCGGUUGUGCUUAGCACAUUCUUUUGGAAAAUUCUUCUCUUGUUCACAGUGUAUUGUUAAUUAUGUACUUAGGUUCAAUGAUAAUGAAUUUCUCUUUGCUUUCGCUUUUUGUCUAUGCCAUAAAAACAAAGUAAUGGAAAGUUGAAUUAAGAGAAAUUUUCAAAA